Notothenia coriiceps (black rockcod) is the source of this 893-nucleotide messenger RNA. RefSeq names its product tubulin beta chain-like. Gene Ontology annotation, biological process: microtubule-based process. Gene Ontology annotation, molecular function: GTPase activity; structural constituent of cytoskeleton; GTP binding. The record is from RefSeq and is a predicted model, not a curated record. NCBI's taxonomy places the organism in Eukaryota, Metazoa, Chordata, Actinopteri, Perciformes, Nototheniidae. Gene Ontology annotation, cellular component: microtubule.
UUCUGUGUUGUCGUGUGUCUGAGCUUUCAUUUAGCAGAUGUUCGACUCCAAGAACAUGAUGGCGUCAGCCUGUCGCCCGCGCCACGGCCGCUACCUCACGGUAGCCGCCAUCUUCAGAGGCCGCAUGUCCAUGAAGGAAGUGGAUGAGCAGAUGUUGAAUGCACAGAACAAAAACAGCAGCUACUUCGUUGAGUGGAUCCCAAACAACGUGAAGACUGCCGUCUGCGACAUUCCUCCCCGUGGCCUCAAGAUGGCCGCCACCUUCAUCGGCAACAGCACGGCCAUUCAGGAGCUGUUCAAGCGCAUCUCAGAGCAAUUCACUGCCAUGUUCCGCCGCAAGGCCUUCCUCCACUGGUACACUGGCGAGGGCAUGGAUGAGAUGGAGUUCACAGAGGCUGAGAGCAACAUGAACGACCUGGUGUCUGAGUACCAGCAGUACCAGGACGCCACUGCUGAGGAGGAGGGCGAGUUUGAAGAGGAGGGCGAAUAUGAAGAUGGAGCCUAGAUGCCCAUAACAACCUUUUUCUCUCCCAAUGCAACAGUUAAUUAAAGAAGUCAUAUUAUGCUUAGUUCAAGGGACCGAUUUGCAUUUUGUGCCUCUUCUGUGACAUGUUUACAUGGCUUAAUGUUCAAAACGUGCUUUAUUUUUCUCAUUCUGCUGCUGUAUUCAUUUGUGAUAAUGUAACAGUGACCAGACCAGGGGACUAAUCACUGAAUGUGACAAUUACUGUCUGAUGUGCAGUGUUAUUCUUUUGCCAAAAAAAAUCAUAGUUUACACUAAAAGCUACACAUAGUGUCAGGAACUUGUCUCUGUUAUAAUAUUCCUGAUGUGCUUGUAGUGGUAAAUUGGGAUCAAAUGUGAUUUUAAUAAAGAUGUAUUAUUUGGUUCCAAA